Molecule: messenger RNA, 1362 nt
Organism: Otolemur garnettii (small-eared galago)
Lineage: Eukaryota; Metazoa; Chordata; Mammalia; Primates; Galagidae
Gene: CCDC159
Product: coiled-coil domain containing 159
Exons: 13
Coding region: 69-1295 (408 amino acids)
Source: RefSeq, a predicted model, not a curated record
UGUCCCCGCAGGAUCAAAUUUCAGCGUUAAAGCUGGGGACUGGCUUCGCGGUCCCUGAUUGGGAGAGCAUGAAUAGGUGCGACCCUCUUUUGGCCGGUGUACCCCGGGACCCUGAAUACUCUGUGUCCUACCUGCCCUCACCUUCCUCACCCUCCGUGUGUUUGCCUGCUAACGGGAAGUGUGAUAAGUACUGGGGCUCUGCCUCAGACAAGACUUUGCACUAUACAACUCACUGGUCCAGGACCUCAGAGACAGAGACAGCGGAACCUGCUGCUUCCGAGGACACAGUGAAAAGUGUAGACUGGAGGACAGGGUGGGGCUCGGGGCCUCAGCCACAAGGGACUCCCUCAUUUUCCAACCCGGAUCUGCCAAAGGAACGCUGUAACGACCAGGACCUUUUGAAGAGGCUUCACAGCAUAGCUAAGAAGCCUGUGGAGGCCAGCUCUUCCAAAGUCAAAGCUAAAUCCAUUAUGGUGGUUUCCGACUCCCAGAAACUUCUGCGGUGUGAACUGGAAUCCCUUAAGAGCCAGCUACAGGCCCAGACCAAGGCUUUUGAGUUCCUGAACCACUCAGUGACCAUGUUGGAGAAGGAAAGCUGCCUGCAGCAAAUCAAGAUUCAGCAUCUUGAAGAAGUGCUGAGCCCCACAGGACGGAAGGGAGAGAAGGACGGACCCAGGUGGAGUAUGGAGCAGGGCCGGCAGGAGCUGUAUGGGGCCCUGGCCCAGGGCCUGGAGGGGCUGCAGAAGACCCUGCGUGACAGUGAGGAGCUGCAGCGGGUCCGCACCACACGCUGUCUGCAGCUCCUGGCCCAGGAGAUCCAGGACUGCAAGAAGUUCCUGUGGGAGGAGUUGGAACUGGUGCGGGAGGACGUGAACUUCAUGUACAAGAAACUACAGCUACAGGAGGGUGAGAUUUCAGAGAACCUGGUGAACAUCCAGAAGAUGCAGAAGACACAGGUGAAGUGCCGAAAGAUCCUUACCAAGAUGAAGCAGCAGAGUUGUGAGACACCUACCUGCCUUGAGAGUGAGGAGAUGCUGCCAGGAGGCAGUGGGUGCUGGAAGGAUGAACUCCAAAAGGAACUGAGUGACAUAUGGGCUGCUGUGCACGCGCUGCAGGACUCCAUCGACAGCCUCACCAUGUGCUCCAGGGCCCGUCCCAGGGACUCAAGCCUCAAGGGCUGCAAGGAGCAGUGGUAUGUGAGGUCUCCACUCCAUUCCUGGGACUCAGACUCGGACUCAGACCAAGACCUUUUCCAGCCACCUUUCAGCAAGAGUCGCUCCUUCCCACCAGCCUGAGCAGCUGGGACUGCUCUCCCUGAAGACCCUUCCAGAGAGAAAAUAAAAUAGCCGAGACCCUCCUCUA